GCACUUCCCAGCCUAUUUAACACUUAAAAGUUCUCCAUCAAUGAAAUUGUUCUGGGUGAGGAAGAGCUGAGAGUGUGAUGUGCUAAUGUGAGCAAAAUAGAUGUGCGUUGUUUGCUGUAUGAGAAGAACGAAUACCUGUAAGGCUUGCCUCUGGGCAAAAGAUUACCCCCUCAGAUAAACAGCCCGCCAUUAAAAGUGUGGCGGAACCCAAAGGCUCGAUCGUUAUUCGGCAUAUUUUACCUGAUAUUUACACUCUUUGUAGCAUUUGCUUUUACCUAGAAAGUGAAAUUCAGAGACAUAAUUGCGUACACAAGUCUCAGAAUAUAUAUAGCUAAAGGAUUUUGAGGAGCUAACGUUUCAAACAGUCGCUGUAUGUUCGGCACUGUCAGCCUAAUUAGCCGCCAACCUGUGCCAAUAAUUACCCCCCCCUUUACAGACUACAGUGGGACUCCGGAGCACAGUGCGGUCCCUCUCUCAAUAUGUCCGCCGGUAAGGUCCACAUUCGCUCAGUAGGAAUGCGGUAGGCGGGGCUGCUACGCUCGUGUCAAACUUUGGGAAUGACAGGAGUGCUGCAGGAUUCGUAAAGAAGGCGAAGUGUCGCCUCGUUGGUCCUGUUUGGAUUACUUUGACUUCUUUUUUAGCACAGUCUUUGGAUUGACCACCUUUCUACAGAUAGUACGGGCCUCAGCAGACUCCACAGCCAUGUCGGAGGACCUGAGCUCCCUAACCUGGUCCAUCAACAAAGAUGAUUAUGAGCUACACGAGGUGAUUGGGAGUGGGGCCACAGCAGUGGUUCAAGCAGCCUACUGUGUACCACGCAAGGAGAAGGUGGCCAUCAAACGAAUCAACCUGGAGAAGUGCCAGACUAGUAUGGACGAACUCCUGAAAGAAAUUCAGGCCAUGAGCCAGUGCCACCACCCCAACAUCGUGUCUUACUACACCUCGUUCGUGGUAAAGGAUGAGCUGUGGCUGGUCAUGAAGCUGCUCAGUGGUGGCUCGGUGCUGGACGUGAUCAAGCACAUCAUCUCGCGCGGCGAACACAAGACGGGCGUCCUGGACGAGGCCAGCAUAGCCACGGUGUUGAAAGACGUGCUCGAAGGCCUCGAGUAUCUACACAAGAACGGACAGAUCCACAGAGAUCUUAAGGCUGGAAACAUUCUCCUCGGGGACGACGGUUCAGUGCAGAUUGCAGACUUUGGCGUCAGUGCCUUUCUAGCCACAGGUGGUGACAUCACUCGAAAUAAAGUGCGCAAGACGUUUGUGGGAACGCCAUGCUGGAUGGCCCCAGAGGUCAUGGAGCAGGUGAGGGGUUAUGAUUUCAAAGCAGACAUUUGGAGUUUUGGGAUCACAGCCAUCGAGCUCGCCACGGGGGCCGCACCUUAUCACAAAUACCCUCCGAUGAAGGUCUUGAUGCUGACGCUGCAGAACGACCCCCCCGCUCUGGAGACCGGCAUCACAGACAAGGAGAUGGUAAAGAAAUACGGCAAGUCCUUCAGGAAGAUGGUCUCCCAGUGUCUACAGAAGGACCCUGAGAAAAGGCUAACAUCCUCAGAGUUGUUGAAGCAUAAAUUCUUUCAGAAAGCAAAGACUCAUGAGUAUUUACACGAGAGGUUGCUUCAGAGGGCGCCCACAAUAACGGAAAGGUCAAAAAAGGUACGUCGAGUGCCAGGCUCAAGUGGUCGGCUGCAUAAAACGGAGGAUGGCGAAUGGGAAUGGAGUGAUGACGAGCUGGAUGAAGAAAGUGAAGAGGGCAAAGCAGCCGUUGCCGCCUUAAGGGAGCAGCAGGUGAAGCCUGUUAGUGCCACCAGGCGACAAGUGCGCUUCGCCUACCCACUCGAGCUGCCUUCGUCCAGGUCACCCAGAGUGAAGGAGGGCUCACAGAAUUCAGAGGUCUUCCAGACUGCGGAGCCUUUAAGUAGUCCGCUCCAGCCGACGGCCGCGGGGCGGGCAGAUCUACCUCAGGCUGCAGGUCCGGUUCCACUGCAGCCCACAGUCAACACUCAACCCACUGCCCAGGCCACGUCUCCCACACCAGGCGUACCCACUGCUGCUUCUCUCACGCAGGUGCAGGCCGCCUCAGGGGUCAACUCCCCCAUUAGUUUGGUAUUAAGGCUAAGAAACUCAAAGAAGGAGUUAAACGACAUUCGCUUUGAGUUCAUGCCCGGGAGAGACACAGCAGACGGUGUGUCCCAGGAGCUGGUGUCAGCAGGCCUGGUGGACGGGAGGGACUUAGUAAUAGUUGCUGCAAAUUUGCAGAAAAUAGUUGAUGAACCUCAAGCCAAUAAAAAUGUCACUUUCAAACUGGCCUCUGGCACGGAGGGAUCUGAAAUACCAGACGACGUCAAAUUGAUGGGCUUUGCUCAGCUCAGCAUUAGUUAAAGUGUUGUACGACCUGGGACCGUGACUUGCCUACAAAAUGUGAAAAUAAAAAAUAGUUAAAUGCAUUUUUUUUUUCUUUCUAUGGCUGUAAAGAAACCACUACUGCCAAAGAAACAGAACCGUUUUGUCACCCGUAGGAUUAUAUACAACGCUGCCUCGUUUAACGUUGUGGUCGGCUGCAGCAUCGGAGCGAACAGUAAAAAGUUUACAUGUAGAAGGAUGCAAACAGUUUCCACUCAUACUCUUAUUUAACUUUCUCUCUAAUAUGUGAUGCAUUUGCACAAUCUGAACUAGCGCCCUUGAAUCCCGAUAAGUGUAACGAUGCCUUAUAUUCAUCAGAACUACUGAAUGCACGUUUUUUUUUUGGGGGGGGGGGAGUCCCCAGUUACCAUAUGGAGCAUUAUGUUGUCUGAAAUGUACAAAUGUGGUUUCAGCUGCUCACGUCAAACGUUUUACUUCAUUGUUUAAAGGAUAAGUCCCUUUAGAAGUCACACAUAUUUAGAUUCUGCCGACUUACUUCCUGAAAUAGCUGCGCAUUGUAGUUUUAACCAAACGUUACUUAAACAUAAGUAAACAGUGCAUUUGUUGGGGACUAUUUUCAGCUGCGGAUUGAUACACAUUUGGUGCUCUAGUGAGUAUUUCCACAAAUUGACAGGAACAUGUCCCCCCCGGUGCAACGUGCGGCUCCAUUGUGUAUUUAAAUAGUUUUUGGGCAACAAUAAAAAGAACAUGGCCAGUCUUAUCUUUUAUAAUGUAUUGUUGCAAACAUUAUUUUUGAGCGUGAGACGACGUAAUGAAGCUGGUUUUACAUUAUAACACGUGUAUAGAUUGUCCAGUACUUCAACAAAUGUACCUAAUUAUGAAAAUGAGAAGAUAACGUUGGCUUUUAUCUUAACCUUCACCGUUGCCUCCACUCGUCUUACACACAGUCCCGGCCUCAGGUCUUUGAUUAAAUGUUGAAAUUGUAUUAAAGUAAAACAGUUUUAUUGCAGCUGAAACCACAACGUGUUGUAUGAGCAGAUCCGUCUGUCUGUCUGUUUGUGUCUGUUUUGGAAAUCAGUUUCUCAAAUUCAAAAAGAAGAAAAAACUUAAGUGCAUUUUUUGUUUAUGUGGAUGAAACAUAAGUACUUGAUUUAAUAACCUCUAGUAUGUAAAUAAUGACAUCUGGUUUGAUUAGUUUUUAUACUGGGUGUUUCACUUUCGGCCUUGUUUCUCUCCUCUGACACGACUGUGGGGUUGUGGCGCUGCGUGAAGGAAGAACACGGCGCUGCACGUUCGGCUUUGAAUUAAUGUUGCGGGACGUCCCGUCACUCACUGUCAUGUUUGACGCUUAGUUAAAGAAAUUAAUGAAUUUUUUUAUCACUUUUUGCCUUUUUGAGUAGUUUGAAUAUAUUUACCCGUACAGCUGUCCUCGUGCACCGCUUCAUACCACCAAACAUAUUUGUCCAAGUAACAACAAGUCUGUCUCCAACGCUGUUUACAGAACAAGUCGUGAGUUUAAAAAGAUCAAACGUGCAUUUUGGAUUUGUGUGAAAAAGUCUGUUCUCAGUACCGUCACAUCCUUACAACCUACUCUGCAUGUUUCUAAUAAUAAUACAUUUUAUUUAUAAGCGCACUUUUCAUUUGCGUAAACAAAACUCUGUGUGUUUCUGUGCGUUUAGUGACCUGGUCUCAUAAGGAACGUGCGUCUCGCAGUUCUGGGCCCUGCUCUAACGUGUCGAUCGCAGCCCCCCAGAUGUCACAAUGAAUGCAAAUGAAUGAAUUUGUUGCUUGCAGAUAAAAUGUCACAAGGAAAUCUUUGUAUUUUGACUUUAAAUAUGUUACAUUUUACGCUAGCCUUAAAUUGAAAAGGACCAAGUGUAUUCGUGUGUGUGUAUGUAUGUGUGUGUGUGUGCGUGUGUGUGUGUGUGCCCCCCGCUUCUAAUGGAGUUGAAGAUCCAAUGGCUUUGUUCUCCUCCAUCAGUCUCUUCUGUCCGGCUAACAUGUGGUCUAACAAAGCUGUAGCAACUGAACAGGUGACCGGCAAACUCUUCUGUCCCGGCAAUAAAUCAUCUAGGCUGUAAUAUAUUUGAAUUCUCCACCUGUUCUAUAGUUUUGGGUUUUUGUUUCCAUUCUUUCAUUUGCUCUAUUUUUGAUCAUUUUGGAGUUCAAAGCAUGUUUCUCUUGAUUAUUUUGAAUCAAUAAAGAAUGAGCAUAUCAGCCUCCUCUUA
Molecule: messenger RNA, 4589 nt
Organism: Cottoperca gobio
Lineage: Eukaryota; Metazoa; Chordata; Actinopteri; Perciformes; Bovichtidae
Gene: oxsr1b
Product: oxidative stress responsive kinase 1b
Exons: 19
Coding region: 703-2379 (558 amino acids)
Biological process (GO): intracellular signal transduction; peptidyl-threonine phosphorylation; negative regulation of potassium ion transmembrane transporter activity
Cellular component (GO): cytosol; cytoplasm
Molecular function (GO): ATP binding; protein serine/threonine kinase activity
Source: RefSeq, a predicted model, not a curated record